AUGUCCAUGUUUGCCGUCGUCCGCAAACAACUUAAGAGCCACCCAGCUGUAAGUAAAACUCGGUUAUUUUUUUUUAACAGUCGUGUUGUUUUGAGUGUUUUUCUCAACCCCUUCCCUGGUGUAGCUGAGUUAGCUUAGCUUAACUAGUUGCUAGCAUUAGCAGAUACUCAGACUUUGACCGCGCUGACUUUGAGAGACUCGGGCCGAAAAGAUGAUACUUUAAAAAAUACCCUUUAACAGUCACAAAUAAACUGUAUUUGUGUUGAGUUUGUAAUAACAUUGAAAAGUCUAGUGAUGAUUUGGAGUCAAAUCAGGUCACGGGCUCGUUAACCAACACUAAACCCAGGAUAGUGAGCCCAGGAGAGGGUCCUGUGAGCUGGAAACACCACCCACUACUGCAAGAUAGCAAGUUAGCCGAUAGCUGUUGACAUGUUUACAUCGAGUAACCUGUCACAUUUAUGAACAUACAAAGUAAUAUCUCUUCAUUAAUCUUAAGUAGUGUCUCAUGGUUAAGAGGCGGUGGCUGGAGAAAAUGUAAAAUAGCGUCAGUAUUAGAUCUAACGUGGCUCAUCGGACCAGACAGCAGCUGGAGGUCACAGGGACUGUAAGUUUUAGGCAAUGCUAAUGUUACAACUCAUGGUAGAAAAGUUUAAUUAAUACAUAAAUUUACCUUGAAGUAUUACAUAUAAUUCACCAAGAAGAAGAAGAGGAAGAAAACUACGAUUAAAUAUUAACAUUGAAUAUUCAUGAUUUUUGUUAAACAGUCUCCUGUGAGUUUUAUACCUGCUCCAAACAUUUUUGGUUGAUUUUAUCAAAUGAAAAAACUGGACAACCUUCAGCAAAAAUACAUUGUCCCAUUAUGUAUUUUGAAGGCAAGGUAAUUGCUUUGUUUUGGGCGAGCUUUAAACUAAGGAAAUGUCAACAGAGCUACAUGUACACAGGUAGCAUUGUUAGUUUGCCAUCCUAUACUGAAUACUUUCCUGAGCUGUUCUCUGUUUAAGUUUAAGAUUCCUGAUAUUCUCUCUGUCACACACAGCUGAUCCCCCUCUUCGUUUUCAUCGGCGGUGGAGCAACCAUGUCUAUGAUGUACCUCGCCCGUCUGGGUCUGAGAAAUCCUGAUGUCUGGUGAGGAGUCUAACUUAUGCCUUCUUACAGAAACCUAAGUAGGCGUGCAGGGGUACAUGUUUCUUUAAUUUAAUAAAACUGCGUAUGAGAAAAAAUGAGAGUUACAGGGAGUUUUCUCUCUGUUGUUUUAUCUUUCACAAUAUGUCACCCUUCUAUUCUUUUCUGCAGCUGGGAUCGCAAAAACAACCCUGAGCCCUGGAACAAGAUGGCCCCGACUGAUCAGUACAAGGUGUGCUCUCAAAUCUUAUUAGUCGUGCUGUAUUGAUUUUUAGCAUCGACAAGAGAAGGUGUGUGGGAUAAGGGCUUUAAAUGGAACUUUGCCAGGUGCACUGAGCCAUGGUUUUGUCUAAUGUUUGGAUUAAUCAAAUGAGAUUAUCUGGUUAACUCUGACUUGUACUAACAAAUCUGAUGAAGUCAUUAACUUCAGACUAAGUCCACAGCAACAGUAAGAGUUUAAACAAGCAAUUAAAUCCACACUUCUAAUGCUAGUAUUAAACUAUUUCAGGGAGACUUAUUCUGUGGUCUUUUGAAGAUAGAUAAUUGUGUUAAAGUAUCUAAAAUACCUUUUUUUUUUUUCUCUGUCCAUCUCUUUUGUGUAACAUUUUGAUUGAGUUUUUUGUUGUUGUUGUUGCUUUCUCAGUUCUACACAGUGAACAUGGACUACAGCAAGCUGAAGAAGCAGGGUCCAGACUUCUAA
This is a messenger RNA of Xyrichtys novacula (pearly razorfish), 1822 nucleotides long. The record is from the annotation of a GenBank genome assembly. Lineage: Eukaryota; Metazoa; Chordata; Actinopteri; Labriformes; Labridae.